CACCAACCCCCAGCCUGCAGCCCCGCUCCAUUCCACCGCCAUAGCCGCAGGAAAAUAUCAAAUCGGCGCCGCCAGGAGCCACAGAAAGGGUUUCCCCGCGCAGAAUCCUCCGAAUUCCUCACUCCGGCGCCGCCCCGGGGCCCGGAUUUAGGGUUUAUGCAUGGCGUCGGACCCUCCCGGCGACGGCGACGGCGGGGAGGAGCCGACGCCGGGCCCCGCCCCGGCCGCGGAGGCGCCGGCUGCUCCCGCCGCUCCCGCCAUGCGGCGCUGGCCCGCGGAGAUCAAGGUCUACGCCCGCAAGUACCCCCGCAAAAACCCUAAACCUCCUCCUCCCGAACCAGCCCCCGCCCCCUCCUCAGCUCCCGCUCCCGCUCCCGCCCCCGCCCCCGACCCUAACCCUAAUCCCCUUUCCGAAACCCUAUCUUCGAUUCGCCGCUCCAUCCGCCGCGCGGAGGCCGGGGGAGCUGCUGCGCGGCCCGAUCCGGUCGCGGCUGCCUCGACCCUCGCCCCAGCGAGGCCUGGGGGACGCGGUGCCGCUUCCGGGGACCCCUCGUCGGGGAAGGACCGGGAUAGCAGCGGCGGCGGCGGCGUUCCCAACGGCCACGGCGACGACCGGGCGGCUGAGAAGGCACGGAAGCGCAGGGUGAGGAGCGAGCUGCGGCGGCGGCUGGCGGGGGAGCUCGACCAGGUGCGCGUGCUCUCCAGGCGCCUCAAGGAGGCUGCCGAGACCCUGGCGCAGCAGGAGGCUUCCGCGCCCGCGUCUUUGCCCCUGGUGGUGGUGCCGCAGCACCAGGUGGUGGACGUUGGGUAUCCGCAGCAGCCGCAGUUCUCCGCCGGUGAUAUGGUGACACACAUGUCAGCGCAACUCACUCCUGUGGUUCCACCUGUCCGCUCGCUGCUCCCGCGCAGACCGCUAACCGUUUCGGUCGUUCAUAAUGAAGCCUUUGAGAAGGAGAAACGGACGCCAAAGGCCAAUCAAUUGUACCAGAACUCCGAGUUUUUGCUCGCUAAGGAUAGGAUCCCGGCCUCAGAUUCACAUGGGCGCAAGAAAUCCAAGCACCACAAGAAGAAGCACAGGUCCCAAGAAUCUCGUGGCGCAGACUUUGAUGCUGAGCGGAGGUUGUACUCUCAUGCAUUCAAGAAGUCCUCAUCUCUUCUGAGCCGACUAAUGAAGCACAAGUUUGGGUGGGUGUUCAACAAGCCUGUCGAUCCAGUUGCUCUUGGUUUGCAUGACUAUUUCACAAUUAUUAAGCACCCGAUGGAUCUUGGCACGAUAAGGGCACGGCUCAGCCAUGGGCAGUACAGGAACCCAAAGGAAUUUGCGGACGAUGUGCGGCUCACUUUCCAUAAUGCAAUGACAUAUAACCCCAAGGGACAGGAUGUGCAUUUCAUGGCAGAGCAGUUGUCAGGAAUCUUUGAGGCACAGUGGCCUGAGAUUGAGGCUGAGGUUAAUUAUCUCGCAUCGUGUCCUCCAUUGCCAAAGAAGUUUCCACCUCCACCGAUUGACCUGCGCUUCCUAGAGAGGUCAGAUUCCAUGAGACGCCAGAUGGCGUUGGACUCUUCAAGGCCAAUCAGUCAUACUCCCACAUAUUCCCGGACUCCAUCGAUGAAGAAACCAAGGGCAAAGGAUCCAAAUAAGAGGGACAUGACAAUAGAUGAGAAGCGUAAGCUUAGCGAGAACCUCCAGAAUUUGCCUCCAGAGAAGCUUGACGCCGUUGUACAAGUCAUUAAGAAUAAGAAUCUAUCAGUCAGGCAGCAUGAUGAUGAGAUUGAGGUUGAAAUUGAUAGCAUGGAUGCUGAGACACUUUGGGAGCUUGACAGGUUUGUGGCUAACUACAAGAAGAACCUGAGUAAGCAAAAGAGAAAGGCUGAGCGUGCAAUGCUUGCCAGACAAGAUGCAGAGUUGCGUGCACAGCACUCUAUACAGCAACCGCAACAACUGCAACAACCGCAACCAACCCAAGUCACCCAAGAACCCAAUGUUGGUGAAAAAUCUCCGAAGCAAAUGGAGAAAGAUUCGACGGCAGGCGAGCAACUGGCAGCGUCUGUGCCAGAGCAAAAUGAUGAGAAUAGACAAAACGCGAGUAGUUCAAGCAAUUCAAGCAGCUCCAGCAGUGAUUCAGGAUCAUCUUCUAGUGACUCAGACAGUGAUAGCUCCUCUUCAGAUGGAUCUGAUGCUGGCAAUUCUUCUUGAGAUAUAGGUUCAGAAGUUGGAGUAGACAGUAACUGUCUAAUUGUAUUUGACAUGACAAUGGCUCCGUAAGAUUGUACAUGUUUACCUUGUCUGGCUUAGGAAAACCCCCUGUAUUUUAAGUAGCAUUGUAUCUGGAUUCACCCGCUGAAGGCAGUAACUUGUAGGUUCCGGGGUGUACCGCCUAAUAAGACUGGGCUUGUUGCUGACACUCCUUGUCUCUGUACACAGUGUUGUUGCUAGGAGCCCCCUGGUUGGCUCAGUAGACUGUACAUUAAUCGUGUUUAGCUGUGUCGAUUGCAGUAUGUAGGAUUGUGAUUGCUGUAUGCAUUGACAAGCCAUUGUUUUCUUCCUUUGUGAACUGGAAAAAAAAAAGAUGACAAGCCAUAUUGCCACCC
Molecule: messenger RNA, 2589 nt
Organism: Setaria italica (foxtail millet)
Lineage: Eukaryota; Viridiplantae; Streptophyta; Magnoliopsida; Poales; Poaceae
Product: transcription factor GTE4
Exons: 5
Coding region: 161-2194 (677 amino acids)
Molecular function (GO): protein binding
Source: RefSeq, a predicted model, not a curated record